Messenger RNA from Lithohypha guttulata, 408 nucleotides. RefSeq lists its product as uncharacterized. NCBI's taxonomy places the organism in Eukaryota, Fungi, Ascomycota, Eurotiomycetes, Chaetothyriales, Trichomeriaceae. The transcript is spliced from 2 exons. Bases 1 to 408 code for a protein of 135 amino acids. The record is from RefSeq and is a predicted model, not a curated record.
AUGUCGCCACAUGGCAGAGUCGUUGUGCGGUCAUCUGAAGAUAAAGGGGGUAUUACUGAAUGGAUAAAGCAAGAGACGGACGGACUGGGACCAGACGCAAUGUAUGACUGCUUGGGCGUUGGCGGCGAUGCCACUCUCACCAGCCAGUACGUCGACAGCAUCAAAUCAGGUGGAAGAGUCGCUUUAGUCGCAGGAGGUGCAUUUGGCAAGAUGGAGCUGGAUGCCGAGGUGGACGAGUUGAUCGCUCUUGUCGCAGCAGGCGUGAUCGAUCUAUCGUACCUGCGACACAAGUGCUUCUCGUUGGAUCAAGUCAAUGAUGCUUUCGAGUAUGUUGGAGAUCGUCCAGGUGGUGCUGUCAAUGUUGUUGCACAGCCACAGACCUCGCCAUCAUGUGUGCUGGGGUCAUGA